Messenger RNA from Lasiosphaeria miniovina, 980 nucleotides. RefSeq lists its product as uncharacterized. The record is from RefSeq and is a predicted model, not a curated record. Lineage: Eukaryota; Fungi; Ascomycota; Sordariomycetes; Sordariales; Lasiosphaeriaceae. The transcript has a single exon. Bases 109 to 828 code for a protein of 239 amino acids.
UCAUUUUCUCCCCGGCCCAUAUGGGACACGCACGGGCAAGCUGAUGAAGAAAAGAAACAUUGUAGACAGGACCAACCCCGUCAAUCACGCCCGAAAAAGCUGCCGUGUAUGUACGCAGUACUCCAUAUGGCUUCUCCUAUCCGGCUGAAAAUCUCGGAUUGCCGACAUGCCUUCCUACCUGCCUGCUGCCUCAGUUCCUGGUGCUAUGCUCGGUCGCCUGUCCGAUUUGAGACCAGCUGCGCCGUUCAUGGUGGAAGUUCCAAGAUGGCCCAGCUCCUCACCCCCGCAAGUCUCUUAUACUUGGCUGGGGCCGUGCACGGGCAAUGUUCCGUACGAAGUAUAUACGGAAUAGUCGUACAUGUAUACACUACUUCCUCAGUGAGGUACUUCGUGCAUACAUGUGGGCACCCUUCAGACUGCCGAGGGAGUCCAUCCAUGAUGGACCGAGAUCCAGACAGCGGGCCCAAGGUCGGAAGCGACAUGCAGUGGCUGCAUAAUGUCGACCCAGCAGGAAGGGGUCCAGUACCGAGUUUGCCCCCGUCAUCGAGCCGGGACGGUCUCGCAGUUGGCUGCACAAGUCUUGAAUGCUGUCUUACGGCACCUCACGCAUUGCAAAAGAGCUCGGCCGUUGUGUGGCCCACAGGCUCAGGCGUCACUGGAAUCUCGGGUGCGACAGCACCUGUCUCCGGCGACUGGCGGGGCACAAAAAGGUCUCAUAGGAACAUGCUUCGAAAAGCAUUGCAAGCUCCUCCACCGUAUGCAUGGGAGGUAUGGAUGAACGGACUGUCAUGUGCGCCCCAGCGCUUCCAGGUCACUCGCAAGCUGUGAUUUGCUGGGCAAGACGGGCGUCCAGCUCUUCUAGGUUGCGUGCAUACGAACGCGAACAUGAAAUUACGUGCUCAGAGACACGCGAAACCUGUUCGGAUAGGGCUUUCUUUCUAGGGCGAGCGGCGACUCAUUAAGCCCGCCGGGGUCAGGGU